CGUUCUAUGACGUCAUCGUAAAUAAAUCGAGUAGUCCUCGUAGGAGGAAGACGUGUCUUGGAGUUUAUCCAAUUUUCGUCUAUUUUGUGUUAUCAGAACUUAUCAAUUCUAAAGAGAUCCGAAAAGAUGCUAUUAGCCGCCUCUAAGGCAAUAUUUUGUACUGAAAAUUUUGGGCCGAAGACGGAGGUGAAAUCAGAAAUGCCGACCAAACAAAGCGCCCAGUCGAGCCCCCUGGUCCAGUAUUGUAUUAACCUUGGUCCAGGGCCUCUGUGGUGCUCCGAUGUUCCCCACGCCGCCAAUGUGUCAUUUAUGACAGAGGGCAGCGGCGUGGGGGUUUCAAAAGAGCCCCCUGUCACCACCAAGCAUCUUGUGGAAGAUGCAAAGGCGUUGGUGAAAACACAGGUUGCCUCGAAUUUGUGUUUCCGGAUCACUCUGAGUGACUGCAUGGUGGUCACCUGGGACACUGUUUACGUGGAUGGUAAACUGUUUGUUGAAAUUCCACCAGGCAUUCUCCCAGAAGGCUCCAAGGAAAGCUUUGUUACUCUACUGGAGUACGCUGAAGAAGAGCUUGAAUGCAGUCAUGUUAUUGUCUUUUAUAAGAAAGACCGAUGUGAUCGAGCCUCCCUGAUACGGACAUUCAUGUAUUUGGGAUUUCAACCUGUGGCCCCAGGGCACCCCCUGGUCCCGGCCACCCCAGACAUGAUGUUCAUGGCUUAUUCCAUCGAGUAGACAAGAGGACGAAGGCCUGGCAUUUCCACAGUGGGGCGCUUGGUGGUUCAAUGUACGAAGACUGGCUGUAAUUGUACCAUCUUUGACAGUCAAGUUCCAUCUUUGAUUCAGCAUCUGCCAGUCUGAUGUUUAAUUUGCUGCCUCCUGUUAUAAACGUGACACGUUACCAUUAUAUAUUGGUGUAGAUAUGAAGACGAUAAAAGAUUAUUUGUUUACAAAGUUCAUGUAAAAUAAAACUCUAAGAAAAUGCCAGCUUUGGGUUGGUAAAAGGAAUGUAACAAGUUUCAUUUUUUUGUCAUUUAACAUUAUUAAUACAAUUUUCAUCACUGAAGAUUUAAGUUUUCCCCAUGUAAAAAAAUUAUUCCAUUUUGCAAUUAUUCACAACUGUCCAAUCCCUUUUAAAUGUUCAAGAAUUAUGCCAAUUGUUUUAGCAUUAUCAUAGAUUUAAUUUGGGGAGUUCUCUGUCUUUGUUGUUUUCAGUUUAAAAUAUUUAAAUGUCCUCUUAAUUUGCACUUAGUAACAGUCAGCAAUAAAAUAAAAAAAAAAA
Molecule: messenger RNA, 1276 nt
Organism: Lingula anatina
Lineage: Eukaryota; Metazoa; Brachiopoda; Lingulata; Lingulida; Lingulidae
Product: ornithine decarboxylase antizyme 1-like
Biological process (GO): positive regulation of protein catabolic process
Cellular component (GO): nucleus; cytoplasm
Molecular function (GO): ornithine decarboxylase inhibitor activity
Source: RefSeq, a predicted model, not a curated record